AUCGCGGGCGGCCGGGUCCACCACCAGCACCCGCAGAAUGGCACUGCCGAACCGGAACCUCACCCCGACCACGACCCCGACCCUGACCGACCCGCUGGUCGGGGCUAUUGAUCAGGGAACGAGCUCCACGAGAUUUCUGGUGUUUAAUGCUAAAACUGCUGAGCUAAUUAGCCAACAUCAGGUGGAAAUAACCCAGAGUUUCCCCAAGGAAGGAUGGGUGGAGGAAGAUCCGAAAGAGAUUUUACAGUCUGUGUUUGAGUGCAUCGAGAGGACCAGCGAAAAACUUGCUCAGCUCAGCAUUGACAUGUCCAACAUCAAAGCACUCGGAGUGACCAAUCAAAGAGAGACCACUAUUGUGUGGGAUAAAGAAACUGGAAAGCCCCUCUACAAUGCUAUUGUGUGGCUGGAUCUGCGAACGCAGACCACUGUGAAAAGUCUGAUUGAGAAAACACCUGGAAAAAACAAAAACCACCUGAAGCAUAAAACUGGGCUGCCCAUCAGUACGUAUUUCAGCGCGUUGAAGCUGCGCUGGUUAAUGGAUAAUGUAGGGGAAGUGGCGGAGGCUGUGGACGCUCGCCGAGCUAUUUUCGGUACGGUGGAUUCUUGGCUAAUCUGGUGUUUGACAGGAGGACAGAAUGGUGGAGUUCACUGCACAGAUGUCACCAAUGCCAGUCGCACCAUGCUGUUCAACAUAGACACAAUGAAGUGGGAUGAGGAACUGUGCAAAUAUUUUGAUGUUCCUAUUGAAAUUCUCCCUCAAGUCAGAAGCUCCUCAGAGAUAUAUGGCUACAUGGUAUGUAAUAGCUCUGGUUCACUGGCAGGAGUGCCCAUCUCUGGAUGUUUGGGAGACCAGUCAGCUGCUCUUGUGGGUCAAAUGUGUUUCAAGGAUGGUCAAGCCAAAAACACAUAUGGAACUGGCUGCUUCAUGCUCAAAAAUACUGGAACAAAACCUGUGAUGUCAGACCAUGGUCUUCUUACAACAGUUGCAUAUAAACUGGGCCGGGACCAACCCACAUACUAUGCACUUGAGGGCUCUGUUGCCAUAGCUGGAGCAGUAGUGAGGUGGCUGAAGGACAAUCUGGGAAUAAUCAAAUCAUCUUCAGACAUUGAAAAUCUGGCUGCUGCAGCUGGAACUUCAUACGGUUGUUAUUUUGUACCAGCGUUUUCUGGGCUGUACGCUCCAUACUGGGAACCUAGUGCUCGAGGGAUUAUCUGUGGCCUGACACAGUUCACAAACAGAAGUCACUUGGCCUUUGCUGCACUAGAGGCUGUGUGCUUUCAAACACGAGAGGUUCUGGAUGCGAUGAAUAGAGACAGUGGUGUUCCACUUACUCAGUUACAUGUAGAUGGAGGGAUGACCGCUAAUAAAUUACUAAUGCAACUGCAGGCUGAUAUCCUAUGCAUCCCAGUGGUGAGACCCUCAAUGUCUGAGACCACUGCUUUGGGUGCUGCCAUGGCUGCAGGAGCAGCUGAAGGGGUCAAUGUGUGGAGCAUAAACCCUGAUGGUAUGACCUCUGUGACCUCUGAGAAGUACCAAGCUCAGAUCAACCCAGAUGAGAGUGAAUUUCGCUACACCAGAUGGAAGAAAGCUGUCCAAAAAGCUAUGAACUGGGAGACAAUGGAGCCAGUGCCCAAUGAGAAUGGUAAAACAUACACACACUCAAAGUAGGGUGUGGCUCAGUACAGCCCAGCUGAAAAGAUAUGAUAUACAUAUACUGCCAAAAGUUUUUGUUCACCCAUCAAAAUCAUUGAUCUCUGCUUCCAAUCACUUUUGUGGCCAUGGGUGUGUAAAAGCAAGCACUAAGCAUGCAGACUGCUUCUACAAACAUUAGUGAAAGAAUGGGUUGUUCUCAGAAGCUCAGUGAAUUACAUAGUGCUACCGUAAAAGGAUGCUGCACCUGUCAUCCAGUCCAGUCGUGAAAUUUCAUCACAGCUAAAUGACUUGUAAUGGAUUUUCAGAACCGAGCAUUACCAAGACUCCAUCCUUCACAUCACCAAACACAAACAAAUACUUUUGGAAAUUUAGUGUAAUUUUCCUCUAUUAUUUGUAUCAAUCACAGAAUGUUUAGAUGUUACUCGAUUCAUAGUUGAUUUCCAGGUAAAAUUUUAGUAGACUUUUAGUAAACUUCAAAAGUUUUUAGCAGUAAAAAACUCCAGAAACAUUAUUAGGUUAUCUUAUUUACUAAAACUGGCACCAUUAGAGGGUUUUCCAUCCACUGACAUUUUGUUCAUUUUGAAAAUGUGCUUAAAUACCUAAAUGGAAAAAGGUUCACUUUUGCUAGGACUAGGUGGAAAAUUAUAAUAUUGCUAAAACCAAAAUCUAUGUUUUUCCAAUAAAUGAUGAUGUAUGAAAUCUCAAAUCAGUAAUUGCAGAGUAUUAUGUUACAUAUAAAAAUAUAAUUAAAAUAGGUACUGUUAGAUCUAAGUAUUAUUGAAUAGUCGACCCAAUAGAGUACAGGCUGUGAACAUGAAGAAAUGAGAUUUGUUAGACAGUGUCACUGUGGCGAGCUGACACACUCAGUCCGAAGCAACAGCUGCUCAUCCAAAAGUGCCUGCAACACAACUUACAUAAACCCUAUACCCAACUUGUGGAGGGAGGCUUGAGAUGUGUGUGGAUAUGUAUAUGAAUAUGAAACCGAUUCUGGCGAGAGCAAAAACUGGAUCGAAUUUUGCUUGUUCGGCGUCUGCUCCCAGUCAUGGUAGCCUACCUAAACUAUUGUUUAUUUGCAUAACUGUAGUGAAUGGAAGCCAGCAUAAUUAGCAUUUUUUUGCUUUAAUUGUGGAAUUACGCAUGAGUUUUCGGAAUAUUUAGAUGGAAACCCCUCUAUUGUGUCCAGACAAUUGGUUUCACUGUUACAAUGGCCCUAGAUUUACUGCAAAGGCAUUAUCUUUCUUACAGCUCCCUUUGCUAUAACAAUUACUUAAAGCAGAAGUGGGCUAUUUAAACCAUGAAACCAUUUUUUAGGAUAACAUAACUAGAUGAUCCAUUAAGUACUGCGGCUGAAGAAGAUAAAGGGAUGUCAGGAGAUAGUAUUUAAUGUUUCCACAGUCAUAUUAUUAUACUAUUUCAUAGAACCCGGUCAGUUAAUCCAAAUUUUCUUUUGGGCUGUGAUGAUCGUGUUUGUAAUAUUUGAUGAUGCAUCUUUACACAUUUAGAGCAUCAAGGCCUUGAAGGCAAAACUGUACUCAUGUAUCUCUCUGUACUCAUGUCUAUCUCUGUUCACAUUCAGUGCUUGUUAAACCCCCUGUUUCAAAAGAGUCUUCAGAUCACAAAUAAUUUGCUUUGUUUGAAGUUUAGUUCUACUGUAAAUGUUAAUGUAUAUGAUGAAAUUGUAACCUUAUAAAACUCAAGUAACAAGCAGUUGAACAGGUUUCAAUAAACACAAACUUUGAAUCUA
Molecule: messenger RNA, 3398 nt
Organism: Astyanax mexicanus (Mexican tetra)
Lineage: Eukaryota; Metazoa; Chordata; Actinopteri; Characiformes; Acestrorhamphidae
Product: glycerol kinase
Exons: 18
Coding region: 38-1669 (543 amino acids)
Biological process (GO): glycerol metabolic process; glycerol-3-phosphate biosynthetic process; triglyceride metabolic process
Cellular component (GO): mitochondrion
Molecular function (GO): glycerol kinase activity
Source: RefSeq, a predicted model, not a curated record